AUGUUUGGAAGAAAGACCACGAUCGAUCAUGAGGGUAAAACCUCUCCGGAAACACCAAAUCAUGGCGAACCAAAACACGAAGAUACCGAAUCAGCCACCCUACCAUCCUCAAGCACGAGCAUCGAGGAACAACCCGAAGACGAAGUAGUUGCUCAAGAACCACCAGAAGGAGGUUUAAUAGCAUGGCUAGCAGUCCUCGCCUUCUUCCUCGCAAUAAUGAACACAUGGGGCAUGAUAAUCUCCUUCGGCGUCUUCCAAACCUACUACGUAACAACUCUCCACCAAACCCGCUCCACAAUCGCAUGGAUAGGCUCCCUCGCCGUGUUCCUCCUCUUCUUCACCGGCAUCAUAAGCGGGCGCCUCACAGACGCCGGGUUUUACCGCUCCGUCACCUGCACCGGCGCCUUCCUCGUCGUGCUAGGCACAUUCAUGACAUCCCUGUCCGAGACCUACUGGCAAGUACUCCUUGCACAAGGUAUAUGUACGGGCCUGGGAAACGGGUGUUUGCUUACCCCCAUGUCGACGCUUGUUACGAGUUAUUUCAAGAGGAGGUUGCCGUUGGUGACGGGGAUUGCAGCGUGUGGGAGUGUGACGGGCGGGUUGGUGUAUCCGUCUAUGGUGAGGACGUUGUUGCCCAGUGUGGGGUUUGGGUGGACGUUGAGGGCGAUUGGGUUUAUUCAGUUGGGGACUUUUGCGGUGGCGUUGGUGGUUGGGCGGCCGAGGAGGGUGGUGAGGAAGAAGGGGCCGCUGUUGGAUGUGAGUGUGUUUAGGGAAGGGGCGUUUAAUUUGCUGCUUGUGGGGUCUUUUUUGGCUUUCCUGGGUGUGUUCUUCCCGUUCUUCUUCCUCAGCUCGUACGCGCGAGAGAAGCGGGGGAUGUCGUACACUGAGUCUCUCAACCUCACCCUUGUUCUCAACGGCAUCGGGUUUGCGGGUCGACUACUACCCAGUCUGAUCGCCCGAUACUGCGGCACGAUGAACGUCUACAUCACAUUCAUCUUCUGCUCUGCACUCUGCAUGUAUACCUGGGUCCCGGUACACUCGACUCCCGGGCUCUACGUGUGGACAACUUUCUACAGUCUUUCUGUGGGUGGGGUUCAGUCACUCUCCUUGGCGAUUGUUCCGAUCAUCAUCUCAGAUACAUCGAAGAUGGGUGCUUCGUUUGGCAUUGUGUUCGCGGCUAUUGGAGUUGGCGCAUUGAUAGGCUCGCCUGUCUGUGGUGCUAUCAUCACGUCGAGUGGAGGCUCGUAUACUGGUGCGCAAGCCUUCUCGGGGACUGUGUUGGUUGCUGGCGGGCUGAUCAUACUGGCUGCGCGCGAAGCGAAGAGGCGGCAGAAACAGGAAGACGUCUGGGUGAAGAUGUGA
This is a messenger RNA of Alternaria triticimaculans, 1362 nucleotides long. RefSeq lists its product as uncharacterized. Gene Ontology annotation, molecular function: transmembrane transporter activity. Gene Ontology annotation, biological process: transmembrane transport. The transcript has 3 exons. Bases 1 to 1362 code for a protein of 453 amino acids. Gene Ontology annotation, cellular component: fungal-type vacuole membrane. Lineage: Eukaryota; Fungi; Ascomycota; Dothideomycetes; Pleosporales; Pleosporaceae. The record is from RefSeq and is a predicted model, not a curated record.